Messenger RNA from Malania oleifera, 1337 nucleotides. Its product is annotated as 12-oxophytodienoate reductase 2-like. NCBI's taxonomy places the organism in Eukaryota, Viridiplantae, Streptophyta, Magnoliopsida, Santalales, Ximeniaceae. The record is from RefSeq and is a predicted model, not a curated record. The transcript is spliced from 5 exons. Gene Ontology annotation, molecular function: FMN binding; oxidoreductase activity. The coding region runs from base 5 to 1180 and encodes 391 amino acids.
GAGUAUGAGAGACAAUCGGGGACAGAGAGAAAUCAAAAUGGGUUACACAAAGGUGCAGGGACAAGAUGCGGAAGAGGAGAAGAGCAUUGUUCCUCUUCUUACUCCAUACAAGAUGGGGAAAUUCAAUCUUUCUCAUAGAAUUGUUUUGGCUCCAUUAACCAGACAGAGAUCCUUCAACAAUGUGCCUCAGCCGCAUGCCAUCUUAUAUUACUCUCAGAGAACCACCAAAGGAGGUCUUCUCAUAGCUGAAGCCACUGGAAUUUCUGAUACUGCUCAAGGUUAUCCAGAUUCCCCUGGUAUAUGGACAAAGGAGCAAGUUGAAGCGUGGAAACCCAUUGUAGAUGCUGUUCAUGCCAAAGGUGGUAUUUUCUUUUGUCAGAUUUUGCAUGUGGGAAGGGUUUCAAAUGGAGGUUUUCAGCCUAAUGGGCAAGCUCCAAUCUCUAGCACGGACAAGCCAUUGACGCCUCAACUUAGUGCUAAUGCUCUUGAUGUUGAACAAUUCUCACCUCCACGGCGGCUAAAGACGGAGGAAAUCCUUCAAAUUGUCAAUGAUUUUAGGCUUGCUGCAAGGAACGCUAUGGAAGCUGGUUUUGAUGGAGUGGAGAUUCAUGGAGCUCAUGGCUACCUAAUUGACCAGUUUCUUAAAGACCAAGUCAAUGACCGAACAGACCAAUAUGGCGGAUCUUUGGAAAAUCGUUGCCUAUUCGCUCUAGAAGUAGUCGAAGCAGUUGUUAAUGAGGUAGGAGCAGAUAGAGUUGGGAUAAGGCUCUCUCCCUUUGCAGACUAUAUGGAAUCAGGAGACUCAAAUCCAAGAGCGCUAGGCCUUCAUAUGGUUGAAUCCUUGAACAAAUAUGGAAUUCUGUACUGCCACAUGGUUGAGCCCAGGAUGAAAACACUAGGAGAAAAAAGUGAUAUCCCCGAAAGCCUUCUACCCAUGAGAGAGGCUUUCAAGGGUACUUUCAUUUCGGCGGGUGGCUAUGGCCGGGAAGAUGGGAACAAUGCAGUGGCAACGAACCGUACAGAUCUAGUCGCUUUUGGGCGUCUGUUCUUGGCAAACCCAGAUUUGCCUAGGAGAUUUCAGCUCAAUGCUCCUCUCAACAAGUACAAUAGGAACACCGUCUACACCCCGGACCCUGUGAUUGGUUACACUGAUUAUCCAUAUCUUGAAACUUCUGCUUAAAAGAGAGGGAAAAAUAAUAAAUAAAAAAGAAAUAAAUAAAUGAAAGUUCUCGCAUAUGAGCUUUAGCAUAUGAUAGUGAACAUAGAGUUGCAUACGGAAUGUUGGAUGGGAAUGGAGCGAGUGGAACCAGACGGAAAAUGGGCUCACAUGUGGCUGU